AACAACACAACGAUUCGAAUGAACUACAUCGAUUUCCGAUGACUUCCUUUUUGGCCAAAAUCACUGCCGUGCUGAUGUGUGCUUUGCUGGGUAUAUGUGUGUGCGUGUAUGUGUGAGCAGACUUGCCACCGCACAAGACAUUCGCUAUCUGCACGACUUGAACACACAAAUGUCCGUGAAGCGACAGACGACAUGCGCGGAGCAGCAAAACGAGCGCGAACUUUGCAGCAAACACUUCGAAACGUUCGACACCUUUUGGGGUCGGCCGGGACACGGAGCGCCCGGGGAGGUGACGGCAAAGCAGAAAUUGGACAAUUUGCUUUAUGGCGCCAGCAGCGAAUGCUGGAAUUGAGUAGCGGCGCCUCACCGUUGCCGGAAAAGAAGCAAAUCCAGUGCAUUGACCGCUUUCGCGAUGACGCGCGGAGUGUAGGGAAGGAUAAC
Bactrocera oleae (olive fruit fly) is the source of this 441-nucleotide messenger RNA. Lineage: Eukaryota; Metazoa; Arthropoda; Insecta; Diptera; Tephritidae. The record is from RefSeq and is a predicted model, not a curated record.